UUCAUUGGUAGCCCUGCCCCGCCGUGAUCCUAGGCCGAGCUGAUCCGAUGGUCCCCCACUGCCCCCAGCGGACGGUCAGGAUUAACGACCGGCAGCCAUCGACCACCCGCGGACACCAGCGAACCUGAAGCUACCCGCGGAUACGGCGACGGUCGCGGUCGCAGGGACGGCGACGCAGCGACAUUUACAUCGCCCAAAUCUCGCCUCUCUCGCUCGAUUUCAUCCGCAAACAGAGCGAAAUCGGAAGAGAGAGAGAGAGAGAGAUCGAAUCCUUCGCAAUGCAGUCGCGCUUCCGAUCCCUCCCUCGCCUCCUCCGAACCCGCCGCCUCCCCCUCCUCUCCCCCUUCUCCUCCUCCUCCGCCCUCGCCGCCCCCCAUCCGCCACCGCCGCCCCCGCCGACGCCGACGCCGACGCCGACGGCCCGGAGGACCCUGGCGGGCCUCCGCGCGCGGCUCGCGGAGGAGUGCCCCUCGCUCUCCGACUUCGUCGGCCUGAAGUCGAGCGACGCCUACUCCGUGGAGGUCGGCACGAGGAAGAAGCCGCUUCCGAAGCCCAAGUGGAUGAGGGAGUCGAUCCCCGGCGGGGAGAAGUACGUGCAGAUCAAGAAGAAGCUGAGGGAGCUGAAGCUGCACACGGUCUGCGAGGAGGCCAGGUGCCCUAAUCUGGGCGAGUGCUGGUCCGGCGGCGAGACGGGGACCGCCACGGCCACCAUCAUGAUCCUCGGCGAUACCUGCACCAGAGGCUGCAGAUUCUGCAAUGUGAAGACCUCGCGCACUCCGCCUCCACCAGACCCUGAUGAACCGAGGAAUGUGGCGGAGGCAAUUGCUUCCUGGGGUUUGGAGUACGUGGUGAUAACUAGUGUGGACCGGGAUGAUUUGCCCGAUCAAGGGAGCGGUCAUUUUGCCGAGACCGUGCAGACACUUAAGGCACUCAAACCCAAAAUGCUUAUUGAAGCCUUAGUGCCAGACUUCCGUGGAGAUUCUGGCUGCGUAGAGAAAGUGGCCAAGUCAGGCUUAGAUGUCUUUGCUCAUAAUAUUGAGACAGUUGAAGAACUUCAGAGUGCAGUACGUGAUCAUCGUGCUAAUUUCAAGCAGUCUCUGGAUGUUCUCAUGAUGGCCAAAGACUAUGCACCUGCAGGGACACUUACCAAGACUUCAAUAAUGUUGGGCUGCGGCGAAACACCUGAUCAGGUUGUAAAAACUAUGGAAAAGGUGAGGGCAGCAGGAGUAGACGUGAUGACAUUUGGUCAGUAUAUGAGACCAUCAAAACGUCACAUGCCAGUUUCUGAAUAUAUCACGCCUGAGGCUUUUGACAAGUACCAAAACCUUGGAAUGGAAAUGCAUUUGGAUCUUUUUCAUUUCUACAUAUGGAAGGAAAACAUAGAAAAUCCGGGUGCAAGCAUAUGCUGUAUGUAUCGACCGAGCGAAAAUCGUGGGAUUUCGGUAUGUGGCUUCUGGUCCAAUGGUUAGGUCAUCAUACAAGGCAGGGGAAUUUUAUAUCAAAUCUAUGAUAGAAGCAGACCGUGCCGGCUCUGCACAUAUUCCUGUCUCUGGAUGAAUUGGCAAACGAUUCCUUUGCGAUUUUAAACUUAAAAUCUGUCAGCUUCUCUACGUUACUUCUCUGAGGAAUAUGCAGCUCAAGUUAAUCUACUUUGACGGGUCCAAUUGGAGUCAGAAUGACACAGAAACUGGGGUUUGUCGUCGUGUGUGCGACUUUGAGCAUGUAACUUCAGCUUCCAUGAUUGUCUUUAGCUUGGGUCGCUUCUGUUGUUGGAGUUCAGGGUAUUCCUUGUAUAUGCAAUUAUUUCUAAUAAUAACAUCAUCAAAUGUUACACAUC
Syzygium oleosum is the source of this 1837-nucleotide messenger RNA. Its product is annotated as lipoyl synthase 2, mitochondrial. The record is from RefSeq and is a predicted model, not a curated record. NCBI's taxonomy places the organism in Eukaryota, Viridiplantae, Streptophyta, Magnoliopsida, Myrtales, Myrtaceae. Gene Ontology annotation, biological process: lipoate biosynthetic process. Gene Ontology annotation, cellular component: mitochondrion. The transcript has 5 exons. Bases 279 to 1469 code for a protein of 396 amino acids. Gene Ontology annotation, molecular function: 4 iron, 4 sulfur cluster binding; lipoate synthase activity.